Neoarius graeffei (lesser salmon catfish) is the source of this 1693-nucleotide messenger RNA. RefSeq lists its product as uncharacterized. The record is from RefSeq and is a predicted model, not a curated record. The transcript is spliced from 7 exons. Gene Ontology annotation, molecular function: channel activity; protein homodimerization activity; protein heterodimerization activity. NCBI's taxonomy places the organism in Eukaryota, Metazoa, Chordata, Actinopteri, Siluriformes, Ariidae. Gene Ontology annotation, biological process: mitochondrial fusion; release of cytochrome c from mitochondria; extrinsic apoptotic signaling pathway in absence of ligand. The coding region runs from base 456 to 983 and encodes 175 amino acids. Gene Ontology annotation, cellular component: mitochondrial outer membrane.
UGUUAUUUGUGAGCUUUCUAGAAAUGUAUUUCUGGUUGGGUUACUUUAUGGCGCUGCCCGUGAAGCUUUAGUUUAACUUCUGUUUUUUUUUUCCUUCUAAUGGUGCGGAAAGAAUACAAACACGUAUUUUUCUCGGUUAGUUUUUGAGGUGUCGGUACUGAAACUCAAAACGAGCUACUUAAACUUUCUUUUGGGUGGUUAAAGUUAGUUAGCGAGUUAGUCAGCUAGCUAAUUAGCAUAAGAGGUGCCCUUUUUGAAUCAGAAGUUUUGCCAUUGAACAGCAUAAUGGCAGAUUCUCAUGGACACGACAGGACGGACGACAAUGAACUCAGAGGUGCAACAUGUGGUGAAGCCAAACUUCUCAUGUACUACUGAAUCAUGUCCUCAGACGUCAUCUCUCUACCUGAACUAAGAAUAGAGAGGAAUCCAGAUCAGAUGUCGUUGAUGAUCGGAUCAUGGAAGAAGGUGCUAUAGUGCUGAGAGGAUAUGUAAUAGAGCGGAUCAGUACAGAGGACCCGGAGAUGCAGGUGAGCACCAUGGACCUUGGUGGAACAGCUAACGAAGGAGAUGAUCCUCAUAUCAAAGAAGUCGUAGAGCAGCUUCUUAAGAUCGCUGAUGAGCUGAACCGCAACACAGAGCUUCAACACCUCAUCAACACUGUGCAGGCGAACUGUGCUCAGGAGGUGUUUAUGACUGUGGCCAAGAGCAUCUUUUCAGAUGGCAUUAACUGGGGUCGAGUAGUGGCUCUCUUUCAUCUGGCUUAUCGGCUUAUUUACAAGGCACUGACUCAAAACCACUUUGAAAUCAUCAAGAACAUCAUUAGCUGGGUAUUGCAGUUUAUCAGGGAACACAUUUCCGCCUGGAUCAGACAGCAAGGAGGAUGGGAGGGCGUUAUCCGCAGCGUGUCAAGAUGGCGCACCGUGUCAAUUAUCGCAGCAGUGGCGUUCAUAGCGGCUGCAGUUUACUGGAGAAGAACUCGCUGACGACCUCACUCUGAAAGCCCGAGAUCAUCAAAACAACCAGAUUCACUAAUUUGCACAUGUGGGAAAUUAUCAGAAGCAGUAACUUCUGAUUUUGUUUAACAAAUGCAUUGACCAAAUGAUCACGUUGAUUGGCACAUGUUAGAUCUAUUAGCAAACUACAAAACGGGGAGGAAUAUGGAAUAUUCAGUCGACAGUAGAACCCUUGAGAUUAUUCUCAAUGUUGUGUGUUUUGUACUGUAAUGCAACGACGCACAACUAUUUAUUAACAAAUACUGUAGUUUUUGUUUUUUGUGACCAUCCACUACAUCUUGUAGCAGUCUAUUUGUCCUCCACCUAAAUAUUAGCGUUUUUAAUAUGUGCCAAUAUCUUUCAGCCCUACCUCCAACCGGUGAAAUCUGACCGCAGUUUAUCAAAUGAUAUUUUUAAAUUUAUUUUUAUAGCGACUCGUAUACAAGUCAUGUUAAAAACAAAUCUUGGUGUCCGAUUUUUAAACUCUUUAGAGUAGAAUGUCUUGUUUCUAACUCUCGUACUGUCUAAUCAAGUCUACUUUUCAAGAAUGUAAUGUGUACUUUAUUACUAAACCAAGUAGCAGGUGGUGAAGGGAAAGGUCCUUUGCCAUCUCAGAGGUUUAGAGGCAAAAGUUCUGCUUGUGUGAUGCGGAUCAGAAAAGACCUGAAGCAAUAAAUUCAUCACUGCUUUUUGACUUGUUU